Cryptotermes secundus is the source of this 1557-nucleotide messenger RNA. RefSeq lists its product as uncharacterized. The coding region runs from base 195 to 527 and encodes 110 amino acids. NCBI's taxonomy places the organism in Eukaryota, Metazoa, Arthropoda, Insecta, Blattodea, Kalotermitidae. The record is from RefSeq and is a predicted model, not a curated record. The transcript is spliced from 4 exons.
UUCCGAGUUCAGUGUGCCGUAAAGUGUUCAGUGUGAUACACCGACUUCGCCCAAUCAAUACAAUUUUUGUGUUCCUGGACAUUAUCCACCGUCCCGUUUUAAAAUUGGUCUGUGUGCGUGAAUUAUAUAUUGUUGAGACUUGCUUGUUCCCAGUUCUUGGUGCUGUAAGCUACAGUUUUCUGUCUGUAAAUGUUAUGAAUCCUGGUCUGGUGGCAAGAUUCAUUCCGAAGCGUGAUGUAACAAAUGUCCUGCUUCUUAAUACAUUGAUUGGAUCCGGAUUGUACAUUUAUAAUCGGCCACAUUUAAAUGCUGCCCCAUUGAAACUACGGAUUGCUUAUAGCACCUUCGGUUCUCUCAUGUUCACGUUUGGUUCAGUUCUCCUGUGGGCUGUACUUAGAAGUGUACUUCCCCAUAAUGUGACACUCUGCAGCCUUAUUGGACUAUCCUCAGGAGUCACUCUUAUUCGAGUGGGACAGAACUACUUAGAUUUUGUAGAUUCACAGCUCGAAAUUGAUGGAUCUGCAUAAAAUACAUGAUAAAGUCUGUUCUUUAUGUAAUAAUUCUUAUUUACACGCUUAAUGGUAGGAUAACGUUUCAAUUUGGACAUUGAGCAGUGAGACGUGUUGUACUAAUGGCAGGCUAUCAAAUUAUGUGCAAGAGUGAAUCUGUCAGAAUUAAGAAAAAAUACAGUUUUCAGUUCAGGUAACAAAUAAACUUUUCAGUAAUAUGUUCUAUAUCUCGAUUGUGCUCUAGUCUGUAAUAAAGGAAUAGAGACAUUAACCUUCAUGGCAUGAAGUUCCUGGCGCUACACAAGAAUUUUCUAUCUAGAAUGCUGUAUAUUUGCUCCACAUUCAGCGUCAUUUGCACAAAAAUGAGUUCUGUGCAUCAGCAAUUUCCCAAGGUGGUCUCUAGCUACAGUAGAUUGAAAUCUUUGUGUUGUGUUGCGUUGCUUAGUUAAAUAGAUGUACUACUGUCAUGUAAUAUGUUCUCUGUAAUUGUUUAAUAGAAAUCUGACAUAAUUAACUCCACUAUGGACCAUCAGAGUUGUACGAGGCUAAGUGAUGCGUGAUGGUUUUGUAUUUACCGUCACACGCAAAUCACUUCUCCCUUUUGAAAUUAUUCAAUUUAUUUGUUACAAAAUGGGGGCAGGAUAACAAUUGCAGUUUUAAAAGUAUUGUUAAAAUAAACUUGUUCCUCAAAAAUAAGCUGUGUGCUGUACUACUGAUCCUUGCACAUUUAGUCAUUAUAAUCAAUGCCUUGAAGUUUUUAAGUAUAGUGGUGUUAGUAUAUAAUAAAUAUGCUGUAUUUUGUUUCAGUAUUAAACACAUUUUCUGAUUUGCUGGUAUUUUAGAUCUUAUCCUACUGGUAAACUGAUAAUAAACUGUAAUUACUCCGUCCAUCAAGCAAAUGUAUGUGGACUUAGUUCUGGCUUCAGCAUUUUUCAAUUGUUUUUUAAUUAAAAAUCAGAAAGAAAUUGUGAAAUAAAUAAGGUACAAUUGCAUUAAUUUGAAGGUUCCUACAUGUGAGAUAAAGGAAAUAAAGGCUUUUGAGAAAAAU